Molecule: messenger RNA, 5067 nt
Organism: Pseudo-nitzschia multistriata
Lineage: Eukaryota; Bacillariophyta; Bacillariophyceae; Bacillariales; Bacillariaceae
Source: the annotation of a GenBank genome assembly
UUUCAAAAUUGUCGUUCCGUAGCUUUUCAAAAACCCGCAGAUUGGUACGAGUACGAGUACGAGUACGAGUACCGUCGACAGCAAUGAUGGGCAAGAAAAAAUCUUUCCGCCAUCUUCCGGUGCACCCCUCGUGGCCUGCGAUCAGCACCAACCAGCACACCGAUAACAGCACCAUUCCGAGAGCGCAUACAAGCGAGGACAACAAGCGACAACCACAACAAGCGACCAAUAAAGGACUGCUCAUGAAGACGAAACCCAAGCUGGUCCGCGUCCUGGCGCCCCCCCUGUCGCUGGUGGUGCUCGGGCAGCAGGAGCCGGCGGCUUUGGAGUCCGACGGAGAGGGGGGGGGAGGCGUCCCGGAAGCCACCCGCAGGGCCCUCGGCGAGUCCCUGGCCCGGAGCCGGCCGCUGGCGCCGAUCGCUUUCCCCGGCGGCGGCGACAGCCACCACCACCACGACGGAAACAAGUACACCGUCCAGCAGACCACCCUGCACCCCUGCCGUCCGUGGGUGGCCUACGCGGUGUUUGCGCAGGGGGAGGCCGGCGAGGCAAGCAGCGGCAGCGGCAACCACCCCGAGGCCUCCCACGAGAGGAACGGGUGGGUGGUCGUCCAGGACACGUCGACGUCAAGGAUCGUCUUCUCGGCGGGGCUUUCCGAGCUGGCGGCGGAGGCCUCGGCUUUUCGCGUUCGCCACUCUGGGCACCAAAGGGGCCGAAGCGGUUCGGACGCCAGGCAAGCACCGCCGCACCUGCGGUCCGUGGUGCGGCUGGCCUUUCUCGACCAGGCGGCCCUGUACUGGAACGGGUUUGCCGGAAAUGCAAGCAGCAACGACGGCAGCAACGACUACGACGACGACCACCACCACCGCAGCUGGUCGUACCUCCUGGUCCACUUUUCGAACCGGGUCCUGGUGGUCGACCUAAAGGCCCGGGGGGCGGGCCUCUCCGACGCCGGCUUYGCGACCGCCCACCCGGCCCCCUCCGCCGUGGUGGCCGACGUGACCCCCCAGAGCCUGGAGGGGGCGACCGGCGGCGGCGGUUCGAGUUCGAGUUCGAGUUCGACUUCCAGCGGGUCCCUUGGCGCCGCCCUGGCGGUGUCCCGGACGAAGCUCCUCCUGGCCUGCUCCGACGGGACCCUCGGGGUCUACGACUGGGAGUCCUCGAGCAUUUUGCGGUCCGCCGGGUGGGCCGGGGYGGUGGGGGGGUUCACGGACAACCCCAGGACGUCCGACGCCAUCGUCCGGAUCGUCCCCGCCAAUCCCUACUCGUACGACCCGGGGGAGGCCAUGGCCGGCGACGGCAGCAGCAGCCGCCAGCGGCCCAAGCGGCAGACGGUCGUCUGCCUGACCAAAAAGGAGGCCGCCUACCUGGUCGACGUGGGCAGCCCCUCGCUCGGGUCCGUCCUCGCACGCAUGGAGGGGGGAUCCGUGUUUGCGCACGGGCACGAGGGCGUUCYKGCGUUUCCGAGCGCGGGCAUGGACCACACGGACGUCCGGUACGAUGCCUUUCGGGACCUCUUCUUYUGGACGAAUCCCUCCAAGAACGGCAGGUCCAAGCUCUUUGUGUGGGACCUGGCCGCGGUGGUGGCUUCCUCCAAACGACAACAACUACAACAGCAGCAGCAGCAGCAGCCCGGGGCGUCCAAGCCACCGAUCCUUCGGCCCGAUCCGGUGYUGGUGGCCCAGUUUGCGCACGAGGGGCUCUCGCACUCGGUCUUUCCCGGAUGGCUCCACGAGUCCUUCCCGUCCGACAGCGUGGCCUGUCUCCUGGCCACCAAGGACGGGGAGCUGCAGGUGUCGGUGGCCCCCCUCUACAAGACCAACUCCUCGGCGAAGAACCCCUUUCCGGCGGCGGUCGUCUGGAGCGUCGAGCUCCCAAGGGUCCUGGCCCGGGACCUGCGGCUGGGGGACCGUUGCGCCCCCGGCGACGUUGAGGGCCCCCGCUUCAAGGUCCGGUCGGUCUCCUGCGAGCCGCUGAGGGACCCGUCCACCGUCUUUGUGGGCACCACGAUCGGGAUCCAGGUCGUGAGGCUCCUGGACGGCCUCAAGGGCCUGCCCUCCCCCGGGACCCGGUGCGUCUACUUCAACGCCAACGCCGGGAACAUGGGCCGGUCCGUCCUGUCGCUGCGGGGGGGGCAGCUCUCGUAUAGCCCGCUGGAUCCCCCCCCGCUGGAGGACCGAGCACAAGCGAGCAGCAGCAGCAGCAGCACCGGUUCCAGCUUGCUGGGAGUCGACCGGGUCAACCCGAUCGGGAGGAUGGAGUACUACAGCGCGGGCUACAGCACCGGGGGRAGCACCGGCAGCUCGUCCGGCAACGUCUAUGGCAGCCUUUCCGGGAACAUCGCGCGGAGCAACACCAAGGAGCACCGGACCGCCCAGAAAAUCACCUCCAUGGUCUACGAGUCGCCCCCCCCGCUGCACCUGCCCCUGGAAAUCCGGAGCAGGCGUCCCUUCCGGAACCCGCCGCGGUUCCUGCYUAGCCCCUCCGGCCGGUUCGUCUGCUGCUGCUGGAAAGACGAGCUGCGGUACGAGAUACUGAGCGUGUCGGUCCUCCUGGAGAGCGUCAAGGACAAGAACCGAAACCGGAACGCGGGCGAMRGGCCCGCGGCGAGGAACCCCCUCGUGGCGGGCGGAACGGGGGUGGUGUCCUUUGCCUGGAUCGGCGACGGCGACGUCUUCUCCCUCCUGUACGAUCCCGAGCAGGACGAGGCCCUCAAGGCGGGGAUCAACCUCGGCGCGCCGGAGGCCAGCAAGGGCUCGGACUUUUACACGGUCGACGCGAUGAUCAAGAACCUCGGAAAGAUCAAGACCUACAAGAAGGGCGCMAGGGCGGUGGUGGACACGGCCGGGAAGCUCGGGAGCGUCGAGGGCCUGAUGGACCUAGGGAAGGACACGGGCAAGCUGGGAAAGAAGGGGCUGAAGGGCAUGUCGCGACUCGCCCACGGAUCGGCGACCGCGGUCGGUGCCCCCAUCAUGGUAAGUAAAGUAAAGUAAAGUACGGUACGGUACAGUACUUCGGUAUGUAGUGCGCUUUUUUUCCCGGGGGCUUCCGCGGACAUCGAUGGGAAGCCGUUCGUCCGUGCACCAAAGYUCGGUCGCUGGGAGUACGAUCGAACGGCAGAGACCAAGGUUCCUUUUGUACGGUGCGUGUCUCAUCCGUGUUUGUUGCUUGCUCGAUAGGGUGCCGGAAAAAUCGCUGUCAAGGGCACGAAGAAAGGAGCGAAACGAGUCGGCAAGAAAAUGCCCUUUGGCUGGGGCAAAAAGAAGGACAAAAAGGGAGCCAGUUCCCUGGCCAGCACGGACUUGGAAAGCGACGACGACGAACCCACCACGGCUACGUCUCCCAUCGAAAUCAUACCCGAGGAAACCGACCCGGAGGCCGACGAACGAGCUGCUUCCCAAAAACUCGAGAAGAAACAUCCGUGGGUCGAACUCAGAAUGCUGGUGGGAUCUACCAACGAGGGAGACGAAACGGCCGGCGGCACAACCGCGUCCAGUUUGGGGCAGCUCACACUGAGAACGGGAGGCCGCAAUCCCCCAACGAUCCUGUUCGGAGGUCCCGUGUUGUGCGUGGGAAGCAAGUUCGACGAAAACGACGAGGGCGUGUCGCACUUUUACACCAAGAAGAAGGGCCAGGACGAAGAGAGUGCCUCGGUCUACGUCAGUUCCGGACCAUCCUUCCCUUGCCCCGAUAUUGUGGCGUGGGACGACGAUGGAAAGCUGUGUGCGGUCGUGAUCAAGGGAAAGGUGUCGGUAUAUCUUUCGGACGAUCCAAACUUUGUCUUGCUAGGAAUGGCAGAGGUUGGGUCGUCGUCGUUGGACAGUGGUGGUGUGAUCAGCGCCCGCUUCCUCCAUGGAGUCUUGUACUGCACCACGAAAACUUCCGUUCGAUGCGUGUUUCUGGGCGACCCGAGCGGAGAAAGUUCCUGCCACAUGGACGCGUUCACUCUCGCCAGUUGCAAUGUGCCGAUCCUGCCCUCCAGAUCCAUCGUGACCGAUUACGAUUCUCUGACUCCACCGACUAUUCCAAUGCCCCUUCAUCACCCAGAAAUACUGGGUUAUCAGAAUGGCAGUCUCGUUUUAUCCACCACGACCGGCAUCGUGGCGGUCCCCCUGGGGUUCCCGUUGCUCCGCAUUGGAUCGUUGAUUUCCGCUGGGAGCGACUAUUUUCAAAAAGCCGAGCAGUGGUUCGAUGCUGUUCCGAACGAUGAUCACGAGGCUCUCGCGACGUUUUUGGAGAGACGGGGGGUUCCAAUGCUUGCCCUCAACCUCUGCGGGCUGUCGCUCGAAACAACAAUCGACCUUUGCAUGCGAUACGGUUUUGUGGAUCGUCUCGAAGAAGUAGUAGAACUCUUUGGACUCAAGGCCAUACGUGCGAUCGAUCAGUCCAGCGGGCUUUCGUCCAAUAUUUUCGGACCAGAAGAAGGCACCGCAAGCCUUUUAGUGUGUGUGGGAGCUUACUUGUUGAGCUAUGGCAGAAUCGAGUUGGUUCGUAGAAUUGCAACCGAGUGCCUUGCAAGCGGAGAAAAGGGAAAGAAGGAAGCCUUUAUGCUAGCCGGCUUGCUCCUUUCCGUAAACGAGAGCGAUGCCAAAAGAGUAAUUCAUCGUUCUGUGGAAAGCAUUGAGGACAAUAGUGACUGGGUGGUAGGGCCUUUUGUACGAAAACAUGUGCUCAACUUUAAGGACUAGCAUUGAUCAGGUAUAGGUAUAAUUGUCUCGAGAUUAGUCCAUAGUUGUUGAGGAGGUGCGAUGACCCAUACCGUAGUGUCCGUUGCAGACGGAUUGUUACCGCAUAGAAUUUUUUAGUGUAUUUAUUGAUACGCCGACGAAGACAACUAAGUGAUAACAGAGAUCAGACUUGCGAUAAUUCUUUUUGUUGCGAAACGAAAGAAUUUCACUGAUUUAGAGCUGCCAAUGUUGAAAACAUCUGUAGUUAGUUGUCCCAAUGCUAUGAUUAGUAUUAAUUGUAUUUGAGUACUACUUGUAGUACUACACCACAGUCACAUGCGAUUUUUAUUCCCUCUUGUCUAGUGCUUUCCCCAAUCCAAAAUACAAAUGCAAUCACUGC